Ruditapes philippinarum (Manila clam) is the source of this 1673-nucleotide messenger RNA. RefSeq lists its product as uncharacterized. Bases 141 to 1652 code for a protein of 503 amino acids. The record is from RefSeq and is a predicted model, not a curated record. The transcript has 3 exons. NCBI's taxonomy places the organism in Eukaryota, Metazoa, Mollusca, Bivalvia, Venerida, Veneridae.
CGUCUGUUGCGUAAAGACGUCAUGACGUCACACGUUGCUAGAAAUAUGAUUGGACGGCGCAUCAAUUGAUUGUGACGUAACAAACGGAACGUAGUUACAGCAAUUGAAAUGUCGCACACUUACAGUGCAGACGAAUAUAUAUGUUGUUAAAAGUUAAUAAGAGACAAUAUACCUGCAAAAUGGAAGGAAACCUGGCAAUUGAUAACCAGCGUGUAGCGAAAAGCACAUUUAAAGAUAUUCUCAUUAGUCCAAACAAUGAUCACAUCAUCAUUCCAAUCAGUGCGACGUUCGACAAAGCCGUAUUACACAUUGGUAUAGGAAACGGAUCAUGUGGUAUAUUUAUAGAGAAGUUUGGUUUGAAGAAUGGCAAGGAGUUGGGAACUUCAGUGAAACAUGCCACCCGAAAGUUCACAAAUGCUCGUAAUCAAAGGAAAAACAAAGGAAAAGACACGAAAGCAAGUAAAAAUGAGGAUAUAAAGACGGUUGUAGAUGAAAGUGGUGAAAAUUUUACGAGAGACUUUCCAAGUAUGACAGAGAUUGAAAGACAGCUGGCUAAGCUAAUCGACCACUUUGUGGUUAAGGCACCGAAGAAAAUCAAAAAUAUUAAAGAUAGAAUAUCAGACACUAAACCUCUGAAAGAAAGCAAAUCUGUAAAUAUCGAAUGCGACAUUGCUGCUACUGAUGAAAGUGUCCAAUCUACGAAAGGAACAGUUUUCACAUCUAACAUCAAAAGUGACUUACGGCGAAAACCAAGGCAUGACAAAGAAAUUGCUGAAAUUACCACACACAGUUUUGAUCAUCAAAACCUGAUUGAGCCAAAUAUGAACAUUCAUUUGUAUAAACGCAAUGAAAAAAGUUUAAAAGCAACGAAGAUAACUUCAUUUGAAGCCAUUGAUAAAGCAUAUGAAAAUGAAAUGUUAGGGAUUGCAAUGGAUAAAGAAGCAGGUGUCUAUAAACCAAAUUGCAUUCGGCCAAUAGGAUUUCCACUUGCAGAUGAUAUGCAUGUAUAUCUGAAUGAAGUAUUCGUAAUCUCAAAACGAUGCUCUCAAAUGUUUGACGAAAUUGUUUCAGCAACUAAAGAGAAGAGACGAAACGACGAACAACUAGAGGAUAUAUCCGGAAGCGGUCCAACAGGUUUAGUUAUAGAUAUAAAUAAAGAUAACACAGUAGCAGACAUAAAUUUAUUUGGAGACGUUCUAGACAAAGACCAAUGUUGUCCAAUUUCAUCUGAUACAAUUGUAGAUAGAGCAGCCGAUAACGACAGUGAUACAUUGGAUCGUAUCAACCCGUAUACGUCUGAAUCAGAUGAUUCAACAAUUAUAGAUAGAGGUGCUGUUGGUGAAAUGUUAUACAGUGACACACUAGAUAUGUUAGAUAUAGAAUCGGAUGAAGAUAUUGUAGACAUCGAAGCAAUAGCUCUUCAAGAACAAGACGAAGUAGAUAUACUAUCACCAAGGAAUGACACUGCUGACAACUCUACUAACGAUAACGGUAUGGUUGACGAUGAUCAUAAACUGUUUGGUGUGAUGGGCAUCUACAUAAAUAGUGAUCUACACUUCGACUUACACAACAUGCCAGACUCAGCCGAGCACUGUGACCAGAAGAAAGACUUGGGAUAUAAAUUCUUUUCAUUUUCAACUUUCUUUAAAUAGGCAAUAAAUAUGAGAAAGAAA